AUGGACUACCUUGAAAUUCGCGAUUCAAAUCUCUCACACGAGAAUGGCAACCCCUAUGUAUCGUCUCGUGGGAUGCAAGGUCUUGUCAUGAGCGUGGUUUUUACCUCGCUGGCGGCGUCUUUUGUGGUGGUCCGUCUCUACACUCGGAUCAAGUUUUUACGACGCCUAGAAGCGAAUGACUGGAUGAUUGUUGUCGCACUGGUCAAUUCAUUCAUCUUCAUGGGUCUGGACAUUGUCGAGGCUACAAGCGGAAUGGGGAUGCAUCUUGCAGACAUACCACCAGAAAUCCUUGAAAGACAGAUGAAGGCAUUUUGGCUCACGAUACCAUUCUAUAAUGCAGCCGUACUAUGCGCAAAGGCGUCUAUCCUGAUGCAGUAUUUCCGUGUCUUUCCAACACGACGCAUGCGCAUCGUCUGCUGGGUAUUGAUCUCCAUGUUAGCCAUCUAUGGUACCUGGUGCAUCAUCAGUGCUUUUUUAACUUGCAUCCCUGUCGCCAAGUUCUGGAACCCUACCCUCCCAGGGUACUGCCUGAGUCGUCCGGGGCUGUGGUUUUCAAAUGCCAGCAUGCAUAUCACUACCGACCUCGCCAUCUUGAUCAUUCCAAUUCCGGCAUUGAUUGCAAUUGAUAUACCCAAGAAGCAAAAAAAUUAUCCUUAUGAUCAUGUUCGCGCUUGGAGGAUUGUAAAUGACAACGUCGGCGCUGCUUCAUGGUCCGCCAUCGAAUGCAACACCGGAAUAAUCUGCGCCUGCCUCCCAACUCUCAAACCACUACUAUCCAAGAUCCUCCCCGGACUCGUGUCCACCUUCGCAGGCAGCAAGCCCACACGCACAAGUAUCGGUCCCAUCAAAAGAGCGCCGCCCACCUGGGCCGACGUUUCCACACUCGGAGCCCCCCACGAAGACCCAGAGUAUGCCUCCAGAGAUCCAGAGACGAUUGGCGGAACGCGCUUUUCAAUGCGGAGUGAUAUGCCGGGUAAUCGCGAAUCGUUGGCUGAGAAGGGCUAUCCGGCGGAUUCCGCCUAUCUUUCAGAAUUGAUAGAUCGUCCAGAUCAUCAUCGACAUCAAAACAGCGUCUCGACUUGCUCUUUUGUGUCGCGCGUAUAA
Messenger RNA from Penicillium oxalicum, 1104 nucleotides. RefSeq lists its product as uncharacterized. The coding region runs from base 1 to 1104 and encodes 367 amino acids. The record is from RefSeq and is a predicted model, not a curated record. Lineage: Eukaryota; Fungi; Ascomycota; Eurotiomycetes; Eurotiales; Aspergillaceae. The transcript has 4 exons.